AUGGAGGAGGGCAAGGAACAGACCAAAGAAGUCAGAAAUUCACAUGCUUCCUUAGAGUGUGGGAAGUUCCCAAGCUUCUCUGAGAAUAGUAGCAAAAACAGUGAUGUAACUUUGCAAGUUUGUCGCAAAACUUAUGUGAUCCCAUGGAGAUCCUUCAAGAAAUCCCACCUCGACCAGGAGUUGAAGCUGAUCUGUGAGUAUGGGCUCCCGAACAAGCGAGAAGUCUGUAGGGUCAAAUUUAGUCUGGCCAAGAUCCUUAAGGCCGCCCAGGAGCUGGAUGAGAAGGACCCAAGGCGUCUCUUCGAAGGUAAUGCCCUGCUGCAGUGGCUAGUCCGCAUUGGCGUGCUCGAUGAGGGCAAGAUGAAGCUGGACCACAUCAGGAUCCGCAAGCAGGUGGUGAGUAUCCCAUCCUUCAUUGUUCGCCUGGACUCCCAGAAGCAUAUCGACUUCUCUCUUCGAUCACUGUAUGGUGGUAGGUGCCCCGGCCGUGUGAAGAGGAAGAACGCCAAGAAGGUCCAGGGAGGGGCUGGUGUGAGUGAUGGGGAGGAGGAGGAUUACGCCUCAUGGUCCUCUUCUGGCUGGUGGAGAGUUUCUAGUUUUCCAUCCAGAUAUUAA
Sorex araneus (European shrew) is the source of this 615-nucleotide messenger RNA. RefSeq names its product ribosomal protein S9 (gene RPS9). Gene Ontology annotation, molecular function: rRNA binding; structural constituent of ribosome. Gene Ontology annotation, cellular component: cytosolic small ribosomal subunit. The record is from RefSeq and is a predicted model, not a curated record. NCBI's taxonomy places the organism in Eukaryota, Metazoa, Chordata, Mammalia, Eulipotyphla, Soricidae. Gene Ontology annotation, biological process: positive regulation of translational fidelity.